AUGCCGUCGGGUCAAGAAGGGCAUCUCUCCUCGCUAUCCGCUGCUUCGUUGAGCACAUCUAAAACAGUCAACAACACUGUCUUGUAUCGGUGUCUGACACUUCUAGCGAUCCGAAUCCUUAGGUGUAUUCGACCUCGAGAAGGGAAUGUUCUCAUGUUGACGGACAGACUAUGCGUCAAGUACGGACGCCACGUCCAUUUGUCUGAAGCAUCAACAAUGCAGUUUAUAUCACAACAUACAUCUAUCCCGGUACCAAAGGUUUUUUGUGCAUUUACUCGUUCCGGGUGGACAUACAUUUUGAUGGAGAGGAUCAAGGGAGACAUAAUUGGCAGUGGCUGGGAGCUUAUCGAAGGACAAAACAAGUCUUGGCCUUUGAUAUUUACCCAUGGCGACCUUAGCAGCCUCAACAUUCUUGUGCGUGGAGAUGAUAUCGUCGGUAUCAUUGAUUGGGAAACUGCUGGUUGGUAUCCAUCGUAUUGGGAAUACACGUCUGCCCACCAAGUCAACCCACAAAACUCUUUUUGGGUGCAUGAGAUUGAAAAAUUCUUACAACCAAUGCCUGAAGAGCUAGCGAUGGAACGGAUCCGUCAAAUACGCUUUGGAGAUGUUUAA
Penicillium malachiteum is the source of this 612-nucleotide messenger RNA. RefSeq names its product aminoglycoside phosphotransferase family protein. Bases 1 to 612 code for a protein of 203 amino acids. The record is from RefSeq and is a predicted model, not a curated record. The transcript has 2 exons. NCBI's taxonomy places the organism in Eukaryota, Fungi, Ascomycota, Eurotiomycetes, Eurotiales, Aspergillaceae.